GUUGGAGGGUAUCGAUCUUUUUCCUAUCUAAAAUAGCCAUAAAGUUCAUCUACACGUAUGGUUUAGUUUGCCCUGUACAACAACUAUUCAUCCCUUCCAAAUUUAUUAGUACCAUUUCUGAAAAAACUGAUCAGCCCCCUGCUCUCUCUCUCUCUCUCUCUCUCUCUCUCUCUCUCUCUCUCUCUCUCUCUGAAAUGAAGGAUAACAGCAAUAUUUCUGAUGAUACCCACGAUGAAGAAGAUGCAAUAUCUCUCAGUGAUUUUCCAAUCACAGCGAAUAACAAUCAAACAAACUGCAAUGAUCAGAACUCCACCACGUAUCAUGAUCACGAUGAUCAUCAAUCAAGCGACUUCUUCGAGUUCUUCAACUACAACCUCAACAAAGAUAUCUCUCACGCCGAUGACAUCAUUCUAUGUGGUAAGCUCAUUCCCUUCCAUAAACAACAAGAACAUCAAACGUCAAUCAAACACCGACGGUCCGAAAGUCAUAGAAUGACUUUUAGAGACGACGGUGAACAGAGAAACUUCCACCACCACCGGCGAUGGGAAUCGUUGUCCGAGUUAACAUCGUCAUCUCACUGGAACAGUCCAAAAACCGCCGGACCAGUUCACAACAGUUGCUCUGUAGAUUACCAAAAGUUACGUCAAAAUUCAUCCGUUAAGUCCAUCGGGAGGGCUGAUAAUUCGAAAUUGUUGAAACCUCGUUGGUAUGUCCUGAUGUUUGGCAGUUUCAGGUUCCGGCCGGAGAUGGAACUGAGAGAUAUUAAGAAUAGGCAGGUUCGCAGGGCUCCGGCAGCGACUAUGUUUCAGCCACUUGACAGCGGGGGAAAGAAGCCGGUUAGCCGGACAAACGGCCGGAAGAGCACAUGGUGUCUGCUUAAGGCAUUGGUCUGCAAAGGGAAUGUUACUGAUGAUGUAACGGCGUCAGUCGGUUGCAUGCCAAAAGCAUGACAGACGGCAUCGCACAUGAAGAUUAAUCAUCAAUCCGGUUUCUUCAGCAGCCGUCCAAAAAUAUUUUCAAUGGUUUUAGAUUUGUUGACAAAUUCUUACGUGUAGGAAUCUUUCACAGACCUUGGCCAUUAAUUAUGGAAAUAAACAGUCGAGAUGGGAUCGCAUAUCCUGCCAUCCAAAUCCAGAUUUUAGAGAAGCCAGGUCCAUAAAGUAUGUGUGCAUUUCCAGAAUUACCCAAUAUAGUACUGUUCAGUUCACUUGGUGUGUGGGCUAAGGGUAGUUUAAUUGCUCUGAACAAAAACUGGGAAAUGUUCUUCUUCUUCUUCUUUUCUUUUUUUUUUGUGGUUUUUUUAUUUACCAAGAAAUGUGUUUGAAGAAAGGUAGGUAUGAUGAAAGGUUUUACGUAUAAGGGAAGAUGGUGUAGAAAGCAAUACACGGUGAAUGAUGGUGUGUCUCUAUCUAUCAUAUGAUAUGAGAUGAGAGAGAAAAGGAUUUGUCCCCAUGGGGAGGGCAAUGAAUGAAGACCACAAGGGUCCCAGAAACAGACACGAGAUCCAUAAAUAUGUGUGCUUUUUUAACAUUUUGAAUGGAAGACAAGUUUCGGAUUUUUCUAUUUAUUUGUGUUCACUGAGUGUUGGUGGUGAUGAUUUAUAGUAUGUAACAAUUA
This is a messenger RNA of Rhododendron vialii, 1617 nucleotides long. RefSeq lists its product as uncharacterized. The coding region runs from base 195 to 950 and encodes 251 amino acids. The transcript has a single exon. NCBI's taxonomy places the organism in Eukaryota, Viridiplantae, Streptophyta, Magnoliopsida, Ericales, Ericaceae. The record is from RefSeq and is a predicted model, not a curated record.